CGAGUGAGCGGGGCGGGGGCGCGGGGCGCGGGGCGGGCAGCGAGGAGCCGAGCGGCCCCGGCUGGGGUGCCUGCAGCCGGCGCGCAUGGCAGGCCCCGCGCGGUGACCGGGCGGGCGGGAGAGAGAGCAGCGCGCAGCCCGCACGAGUCCCGAGCCGAUGUCCCAGGUGAGUGGCCAGCCCUCCCCUCACUGCGACGCGCCCCAUGGAGCCCCGAGCGCAGCCCCGGGCCCAGCCCAGACCCCAUCCCUCCCACCUGGGCUGGAGGUAGUAACAGGAUCCACUCACCCUGCGGAGGCAGCGCUAGAGGAGGGCUCCCUGGAGGAGGCGGCACCCCUCAUGCCCCAAGGCAAUGGCCCCGGGGCCCCCCAGGCCCUGGACAGCACUGACCUCGAUGUCCCCACAGAAGCUGUGACACGCCAGCCUCAGGGGAACCCCUUGGGCUGCACCCCACUAGUGGCGAAUGGCUCUGGCCAUUCCUCGGAGCUGGGCGGCACCAGGCAGGCGGGGAAUGGUGCCCUGGGUGGCCCCAAGACCCACCGGAAGUUGCAGACACACCCGUCUCUCGCCAGCCAGGGCAGCAAGAAGAGCAAAGCCAGCACCAAGUCAGCUGCCUCCCAGAUCCCUCUCCAGGCGCAGGAAGACUGCUGCGUCCACUGCAUCCUGUCCUGCCUCUUCUGCGAGUUCCUGACGCUGUGCAACAUUGUCCUGGACUGCGCCACGUGCGGCUCCUGCAGCUCCGAGGACUCGUGCCUCUGCUGCUGCUGCUGCGGCUCCGGCGAAUGCGCCGACUGCGACCUGCCCUGCGACCUGGACUGCGGCAUCCUGGACGCCUGCUGCGAGUCGGCCGACUGCCUGGAGAUCUGCAUGGAGUGCUGUGGGCUCUGCUUCUCCUCCUGACCCGCGGAUUCCGGCAGGGGCUCCCCAGGGGGGCUGUGGCACAGAGGUUGAUUGCCCGUCCCCCUGGUCCUCUCCCACCCUCCCAGGGCCCUCUCAGAACCCAAGCCCGUGAGAAGGGGGCGCUCGGAGGCCACCUCCAUCCCGGGAGCUGAGCCCACUGCAGAGAGCCAGCCAGUCCUCCUCCCUGGUUACCAGGGACAGAUGGCACCAAGGACCUGGGGGCAGUGGCUGGGGUGGGGGCUGCUCCUGGGCCAGCUGCCAGGGCUGCAGAACACUGUGAAAGUUGGGGUGGGGGCGCAGGAACAUGGGGGAGGCAGGGACGCCGGAGCUGUGUGCUUCUCUACCUCUCACUGCUCCUGGCGUCCGCCUCCCCUGACCCCCAGGCUUAGAGGACAGCAAAAUGUGAAAAGAGACCCCCACCCUACCCUCAGUCAAGCCCCUCCCUGUCUCCUUUCCUGAGCUCUUUUGGGGGCCUGACCCAUACAGUGACCCCAGAGGGUGCUGGGCUUAGGCCUGGGGCAGGGCACGAGGGGGAACAGUAUGGAAAAGACUGGAAGGGGAGAGGGAGGGCAUGG
Molecule: messenger RNA, 1473 nt
Organism: Equus quagga
Lineage: Eukaryota; Metazoa; Chordata; Mammalia; Perissodactyla; Equidae
Gene: MDFI
Product: MyoD family inhibitor
Exons: 5
Coding region: 158-898 (246 amino acids)
Source: RefSeq, a predicted model, not a curated record